AUGUUGAGUUUAAUCCAAUAUUCGGACGGGUCAUAUGAUGUCUGCCCUACAAAGGGCAUUCGUAGGCAGGGUUCAUCAUGUACGGUAAAGUAUCGUUCAACCAGCUAUGAAGUAGAAGUUAUUUCUUCAGGCGACGAUAAGGAAUAUCUCUUAGGGUUGGCUGCGAAAUCAGAAAACGCAGAACCUGCUGAGAAGGUCAACGAAUUCUCCCUCCAAGAGGAAGAGAAUAAAAAAGCAUCAGGAAACACAGAUGAAACAAGCGAAAAUGAUCGUGAGGACGAGGAUGAAGAUGACAGCUCGGAAUAUGUUCCGAUGACUGACAGUGAAUACGACACUGACGAAAUACCAGACUCUGAUGAACAGCUGGAGGAACCUGAACUGAACGAGAAUGAAGUACCAAACUCUUCUCAUGAUAGAAGUGCAAUUAAAGAAAAUAAUACAUCGCAAAAUUCUACCUUGAAUUCAUCUGCAAACCGUACAAGUAUCGGAUGUGACGAUGCCCAUCUCAACGUAGAUCCGUCAAACGGCUCUAAAGGGGCUGGAAAAUUAUAUUAUUGCAUUUUCUGUGAUAAAAAACAAACCAAAUUUGCUCGACAUUUGCUACGAGUACACAGUGACGAAACUGAAGUGAAAAAAUUCAGUUACUUACCUGCAAAAAACCCUGAGCGACUAAAAUUUAUCACUAUGCUUCGAAACAAAGGCAGUUUGGUACAUAACAAAGAUAUCACUAUAAAUAAUGGAAAGUUAUUUGUCUGUCGAAGACCUCAGGCAAAAAUGAAGAAGGCUGGUAAGGACUUCGUACCAUGCUCGAAAUGUAAAGGUUUUUAUGCUAAAAGCAAUAUUCGUCAUCAUUAUCAACGUUGUGCAAAUCCAAAGAGCGGCAAUACUCGAACGAUAUUGAUAGAGGGGAGAAAACUUGUUAAACGUAACCACCCUGAAGCAUCUUUCAAGAUGAGCAACAGAAUUUUACCCGUACUGAGAGAUGACACUGAAGGUCAUAUUGCUAGAUAUGAUCGACUAAUUGUAUUAUUUGGCAACAAAUUAUCUCGUAAAUACCAGCAUCCACAUCGAGAUAAAAUGAUAAGAAGUCAAUUGAGGUUACUUGCUCGGUUUGUGAUAGCAUUAAAAGACCUAGAUCCAGAAAUUACGGAUUUGCAAUCUCUGUAUAAUCCUAAAUUUUAUGAUACAGCUCUGAAAGCAGUGAAUAAAGUGGCUAAAUUCCGCGAUGAAGACGGUACUUAUGAAACUCCAGCUCCAGCUGCGGCACUUGGAACAUGCUUGAAGAAAAUUGGGGCUAUUCUAAAAAGUGACUGCAUCAAACGACUUGAUGCUGAGAAGAAACAGCUGACUAUAGACUUUUUGAAUUUACUCGAAGAAGAUUACGGUUGCAGUCUACUGACACAACCAUUGAACUCAAAUAAUACUGGAACGCACUUUCUCAUAAGCUACUGCAGUAGCCAAGCGUGCCGAGAGCCAUAA
Messenger RNA from Neodiprion fabricii, 1479 nucleotides. RefSeq lists its product as uncharacterized. The coding region runs from base 1 to 1479 and encodes 492 amino acids. The transcript is spliced from 4 exons. The record is from RefSeq and is a predicted model, not a curated record. Lineage: Eukaryota; Metazoa; Arthropoda; Insecta; Hymenoptera; Diprionidae.